AAUCAUCUUCAAGCAAAAAACAUGAAGUAAAACGUUAUAAAUAUAGAAAUAACCCUGAUCCAAAAUGGAUGAAUAAUGCAAAAAAAUAUACAAAUGAACUUGCAAAAGGAACUAUUAAUUAUAGAAAACAAAGUAUUGAUCAACAUCUUACUCAUCAUGAGCAUAAAGCUGAAGCUGAAGCAAGAAAAUCUUAUUAA
Messenger RNA from Funneliformis geosporum, 197 nucleotides. Lineage: Eukaryota; Fungi; Glomeromycota; Glomeromycetes; Glomerales; Glomeraceae. The record is from the annotation of a GenBank genome assembly.